Messenger RNA from Anopheles arabiensis, 748 nucleotides. RefSeq names its product helix-loop-helix protein 1 (gene HLH4C). The coding region runs from base 257 to 685 and encodes 142 amino acids. The record is from RefSeq and is a predicted model, not a curated record. Gene Ontology annotation, biological process: regulation of transcription by RNA polymerase II. Lineage: Eukaryota; Metazoa; Arthropoda; Insecta; Diptera; Culicidae. Gene Ontology annotation, molecular function: protein dimerization activity; DNA-binding transcription factor activity, RNA polymerase II-specific; RNA polymerase II cis-regulatory region sequence-specific DNA binding. The transcript is spliced from 2 exons.
GUAAUCUCAUUCAGUACUACUUUAGAAUUCGGUCGACGUGGAUGCAAGAAACAAGAGUUUAGCUAGAAACGACAGUGCAGUUGUGUGAUAAAAAGAACUUUCACUUCAAAAGGUUGAAGGGCCUGUGCUACUAAUAAGUGUUGUGAUUAAGUGCAAUGUGUUCAUUUGAUCAACAGUCAGCACAUUAAAACGGUUGAAACACUGUGAAUAGUGAAGAUAAAAGGGACUGCAAUUUAACGGCUGUAAGCAUUGAAAAAUGGUGUACCAGAUGAAGGACCCGAUGGAACUCUCGUCGUGUGCCGUAGGCGUGCGUAAACCACGAACAAAGAGCGCCCAAUUGUGCACACCGAGCCACGAUCAUCUUCCCGCCGGCCAACCGCCAGUCUACGGCAGUGCCGGCCCAGUACGACAGCGCAAGCAGCAACAGGAUCCAUCCUCGAUUCAGACCACCGAAUUUUCGAACCUAACGCGCGAGGAACGGCGAAGACGGCGGCGGGCCACUCUCAAGUACCGCACGGCGCACGCGACACGCGAACGGAUCCGCGUCGAGGCGUUCAAUGUGGCAUUUUCCGAGCUGAGAAAAUUGCUUCCGACGCUGCCGCCGGACAAGAAGCUGUCCAAAAUAGAGAUACUCAAGCUGGCCAUCUGUUACAUCUCCUAUCUUAAUCAUGUGCUGGAUGCUUGAUUUUGCUUUUGUUGAUUUGGUGCUAAGUUGCAAUAAAUAGCUUGUCGAUCUGUAUAAAACAAA